Molecule: messenger RNA, 3026 nt
Organism: Ctenopharyngodon idella (grass carp)
Lineage: Eukaryota; Metazoa; Chordata; Actinopteri; Cypriniformes; Xenocyprididae
Gene: samhd1a
Product: SAM domain and HD domain 1
Exons: 16
Coding region: 139-2025 (628 amino acids)
Biological process (GO): regulation of innate immune response; defense response to virus; dGTP catabolic process
Cellular component (GO): nucleus
Molecular function (GO): dGTPase activity; protein binding
Source: RefSeq, a predicted model, not a curated record
AACCGCUGGCGCUGCGGGUCACGCGCACUCCACCCCGACAGGAGGCGCGAAAGAACAAACUCAGAAUAGAUUCUGACACACACGCGUGAGUCCCGGCUUGUCAAGUAAAAUUUUGUCGGGUUUAUAUCAACGUAUUUAAUGAUGGAUAAGCGGAUUAAACGGCCAAGAGAAGAUGAAGAGAGUGUUGUCAAUCUGAAGCAGGUUUGUGGUGGAGAGUUUUGGCGCUGGGACGUCGAUGAAACGGGCGCGUAUCUGCGGAGAGAAGGACUCGAGCAAUGGGAGCAGAAAUUCAGAGACCAUGGCAUAACAGGGCCAGGACUGCCAUACCUUACUGAGGUGAUUUUGGAGAAGAUGGGUAUUUCCCCUCUGGGAUCACGCCUGCAAAUCCUCCACUGCCUUCAGAAACUCUGCCAAAUCUCAAAUGAACACAUGAAGGUUUUCAAUGACCCCAUCCAUGGCCAUAUCGAGCUGCAUCCUCUGCUGGUCCAGUUCAUAGACACGCCUCAGUUUCAGAGGCUUCGCCACAUCAAACAGCUGGGAGGAACUUACCUGGUCUUUCCUGGGGCUUCCCAUAACCGCUUCGAGCACUCGAUCGGGGUGGGCUAUUUGGCAGGAUGUCUAGUCAAGGCUCUCCAUGAAAGACAGCCAGAGCUCUUCAUAACAAAGCAAGAUAUACUCUGCGUGCAGAUUGCUGGCCUGUGCCAUGACUUGGGUCAUGGCCCGUUUUCUCAUAUGUUUGAUGGCAUGUUCAUCCCUAAAGUUCGACCUGGUGAGAAAUGGAAGCAUGAGAUUGCCUCAGUCCAGAUGUUUGACCACCUGGUGAAGGUUAAUGGUCUUGAGAAGGUCAUGAAACACCAUGGGUUGAGACUUCCUGAUGACCUUAUUUUCAUCAAGGAGCAGAUCGCCGGGCCCCUGGAUAACUCUGUCUUGGACCGUUCGUGGCCAUAUAAAGGCAGGCCGAUGGAGAAAUCAUUUCUCUAUGAGAUUGUAGCAAAUAAAAGAAACGGGAUAGAUGUUGAUAAAUGGGAUUACUUCGCAAGGGACUGUUACCAUCUUGGAAUCCAAAAUAACUUUGACUAUCAGCGCUUCCUCAAAUUUGCACGAGUGUGUGAAGUGAGAGGAAAAAAGCACAUUUGCACCAGAGACAAGGAAGUUGGCAAUCUCUAUGACUUGUUUCACACUCGUAACUGCCUCCAUCGCCGGGCGUAUCAACACAAAGUGGGCAACAUCAUCGAGACCAUGAUAACGGAAGCCUUUGUAAAGGCUGAUCCUCACAUCCGAAUCCAGGGCUCUGCUGGGAGGUUUUUCACAAUCUCUUCGGCUAUAGAAGACAUGGAGGCUUACACCAAACUCACAGAUAAUAUAUUUGAACAGAUCCUGUACUCAUCUGGGCCGGAGCUAUCUGAGGCUCGAGCCAUCCUGCACAACGUUGUAUGUAGACAGCUGUAUAAGUGUGUGGGUCAGACCACAUCGGAGACGCAUGUGGACGUGUCACAGAAAAAACUGCUUGACUGGGCGAAGGAAGUGGCCCAAUCCAAACCCAGUGGCACAGAUGGCAACCUAAUAGCUGAAGACUUUGUAGUUAGUGUCAUUCACAUGGAUUAUGGAAUGAAGGAGAAAAACCCCAUCAACAAUGUUCACUUUUACUGUAAGAAUGAUCCCACCAAAGCCAUCAAGAUCCGCAAGAAUCAGGUGUCCAAACUCCUGCCGGAGCAGUUCGCUGAGCAGCUGAUCAGGGUGUACUGUAAGAAGACUGAUGACAAGAGCCUAGAAGCUGCUAAAAAGUACUUUGUUCAGUGGUGCAUGGACAAGAACUUCACUAAACCGCAGGAUGGAGAUAUAACUGCUCCAGAGCUCACGCCACUCAAACGAGACUGGCACACACUAGAAUGGGACGACGAUGGCAAUGGCAGCGAUGACAACGGCGAAGGCAUGCAUCCGGGAAUUAGAGAUGAAACUCCCAGGAAGACUGGACGUAAUGUAAAAGUGAAUCUUUUUCAUGCUCAGGGACAAAACAACCUCUGAAUUACUGGCCUUGGCUCUCAGGGAUCUCAAACAGCCAAGCUUUUCUUAUUGAGGAUAUUUGUAGUGAUCAGCAGAUGCUCAUUCAAUCAUUCAAAGUGUUUUCAAAACUUCAUUUAAAUGGUAUUUUUUGGGUUUUAUUUUCAGCUUUAACAUCAUGUUCUUUAUCAGGGUUUUAAUGCUGCUUUUCCCUCUGACACUGAGACGCUUUAUCAUUCAGUCCAGAAUGAACGAUCAUGUCUCUCUCCGCCAUCAUACUUGAUGCAGAGGGAAAGUUAAAUGCUUUUUGGCAUUCUUGUGUUAAUUUUUAUUUAUUUGAAGCGUUUUAUUAGGGACUCACUGUUGUUUCCAUUUGCUGAACAGCCCCCAGCUCAAUCUGAAUCUGCUCAUUUUCAUUAUACUGGGUCUUUUCUCAAAUGUGAUGACAUCUGAAAUAUAUAUACUUCUCAAAUAUAGAUAUAUAUAUAUAAAUAUAUAUAUUUUUUAUUCCUUGAAUACUUUGGAUAACAGUAGUGGGUGUUGGUGGUGUGACCAUAUUUUCUUGGAUCUUAUUUCAAAUGUUCUCUUCUUAUCAGUACAGAAAACAGGCUUUAUUGUAAACUGAAAUCUCCAUGUAAACUCAUUUCAGUCUGUUGAAAAAAUAUUUUAUCACAUCAAGUCAGUUUUACUGAAAAUAGUGACAGUGCAUGUUGUGUGUGCAGAUUUUAUCUAGUGUUGAAACAAUGCAAACUCAAUCUCAGAAUUCCUCCACAGCAUGCAAAAAAGUGUGGUUUUCCAGCAAAAGGAUUAAAAAGGCCAUGCAAAGAAACAUAGUCUCACUCUUCUUUGGCAGGCUGUGUGCAUUUGUAGUGUUCUAUAUUUAUUUUCAUGAUAUGAUUAUGCUAUACUUUUGCUUUGUGUGGUGUAUGUAAAAAAAACAGAAGAGAAGAUUGAGAUCCAGUAAAGGACUGAGUGAGAUGAAUAAUGUGUCUGUACCAGAUUUGGCAGUAAAAGCUCUGCACUUA